This is a messenger RNA of Phytophthora infestans T30-4, 588 nucleotides long. RefSeq lists its product as uncharacterized. The record is from RefSeq and is a predicted model, not a curated record. Bases 1 to 588 code for a protein of 195 amino acids. Lineage: Eukaryota; Oomycota; Peronosporomycetes; Peronosporales; Peronosporaceae. The transcript is spliced from 2 exons.
AUGCAAAACUUCUACGAAUCAAUACCAAAAAUGUGCGUUGCAAGUCCUAGUGGAUCGGGGAAGUCAAACACCGUGCUGUAUAUAAUAGCGCUUCUGAGCAAAUGCUUUACCAAGGUCGUAAUAUGCACAAAAACAAAUGAAACUCUCUACGAUCAUCUUCAAGACACUAGCGAUAAUGUCCAGGUGAUCGAGGAAGGCCAAGUUUGUGCAAUGACUGCAUUUGACUCUGAGACUAGCAAGUUGAUUAUUUUCGAUGACUUAGUGAUGGAGCCAAAACGAACUCAAGCUCAGAUCUCACAGUACUUCAUCCGAGGACGAAAGCAAGGCUGGUCAAUGAUUUACAUUUCACAGAGCUACUUUGGUAUUCCAAAGACUAUUCGAAUCAACUCUCAAUAUGUGAUACUCGGUCGAAACCUAACACAGAGAGAUCUUGGGAUCAUAUGCCGCGACUUCCCUACUGACAUACCAAUUAAAACCUUCAUCGAUCUAUACAAACGAACAACAUCAGAGAAAAUGAGCACGAUGAUGAUGGAUAUCAUCAAUCGAAAGAUUUAUAAAAACGUUAUCGAACCGAUUUGCGAUUUGUAA